This is a messenger RNA of Phymastichus coffea, 4982 nucleotides long. RefSeq lists its product as uncharacterized. The record is from RefSeq and is a predicted model, not a curated record. The transcript has 6 exons. Gene Ontology annotation, molecular function: protein binding. NCBI's taxonomy places the organism in Eukaryota, Metazoa, Arthropoda, Insecta, Hymenoptera, Eulophidae. Bases 381 to 3335 code for a protein of 984 amino acids.
CCUCCACCGUCACCUCUCGCUCUCUUCCCUGCGUCAUACCUGCGCGACGGACGCUCAGGCUCAGACAGUACCGUGCCGAUCGCUACGCGAGUCGCAUCGUCGCUCGACAUGCUGGCUGCCAUUUCGCGACAGACCAGCACCAUCUUGUCGGCCUAGCAGAUGGCAUGCCGAGUCGUCGCCGCCGCCGUUGUUGUCUUCUUCGAUGAGGCGAGUUUCUAAUCAUCGCAGCGGCGCGAGACGCAGAGAACGAGAGUCCUGCAGAAGUGCAGUGCGCGCGUGAUGCGGCCGCGGCUGUAGCCUUGCGGCGAAGUGGUCCAGUGAGUUUCUUCGGAGAAGGCGUAUAUAUAUAGAAAGGAGCCUAGCGAGAGCAGGAGAGAGAGAUGGAAGAUCCAGAGACGUGCUACUCGUCCGGCAGCGUGGCCGGUGCCGUGCUCGGCACCUUCCUUGUUACUUGCCUGCUGAUCGCUCUCGCCGCACUGUUUUACAGACGCUGGCGCAGGAACAAAGGCAAGCAUCUGGUAUUAGUAACAGACCCGGAGAUCGUGGACGAAGCAUACGCGUUCGACAAUCCAUGUUUCAAGGACGCGACCCCAGCAAUGGGCAGAAGCCUCGAGCGACCGGUAUCGACGAUCUGCACGACCGACGAGAAACAACACGAGACCUCGACGACGCCACGAUGGUCGACGCCUUGGGCGAAUAUCGGCAAAACCGCCGAGAAACGUCGCACUCUAGAUGAUUCCUACCUCACGCCAAAGGCGACGCGUGUCUGCGUGGUCGGACUGAAGAGCAGAGACUUUACUGGUCUCGGUUUCAGUGUUUGUGGUAAUAUGCGCGAAGGAAUUUUCGUCAAAGACCUCAUGCAUCGUGGACCUGCGUCCGAAUCUGGUCGUAUUCAUCCUGGUGACCGUAUAAGCAGCGUGAAAAUAAGCUUCCGUUCAAUGGUCUACGAGGACGCACUGACGAUUCUUAGCUAUGCCUCGCCCUACGACGUGGAAUUAGAAGUUGAAAGUGGUGGUGGGUCAGGUUCCAAGCCUACGACACUUUUAAAGAAAAGUGUUGGUCCAAGUCCAACUCGUCUCUGCCAUCCUCUGUAUCGAAGUCAAUCCAUCCCAGAUUUGUCUCAAACGCCCAAGUUAUACUCAAGGCAGCGACUUUUCGAAGACUCGGCGACAUUGAAAUCGACCAAAUCGACACCCGGCAGUCAGACAUUAGAGAGACAGGAGAAAGUCAAUCACCAUACGAAAUUCGGGAUCAAGGUUCUACCGGCUCUGGACGGUACUGUGCAUCGAGUUGAGAAUCAGAACGAGCACAACACCAAUUUAGAGAGGCGCCAUUCGAAGAAAAUGGAAGCCGUCGAGAAACUUGUCAACGAGGCCAAUCAGCAAAGAAGCAAUAUCAUUAAGAAGGUUAUCCAAGUGACUGAUGGUAUCGACGUGCCUGAUCGCGCUGCUGAAGUUGCCAAGCAUCAGGAACAAUCGACGAUAGUAAUGAUCGCAGACGACGUACCGGCGGAAGUGCACAAUGCAGCGAUGGCCGCACGUGGCAAACGUAAAAGUUCAGGCUCUGAAUUGCUGCAAAAAGCCGCUCAAGAGAUGAUACGAGAACCAGCUGCACAACCGACAAUCGAACAACAGCAGCAACAACAGCUGCAGCCAGUUGCCGAGGCGAAGAGCCCACAAAAAGGCAAGAGAAAGGCACCAGCGCCACCAUCGCGUUCAACAUCCACUGACGAAAAGACAAUGAUAAUGAAGCUUGAUGAGAUGCAGCUGAACGGAGACGUUGUUCCGGUUGUUAGCAUUGACGAGUUGACAAUCAAGACGGAAUCCGAGGAGCCGCGAGCGAAUAACAAUAACGACAAGCCAACAGCUGCAUCGUCAACAACAGCGCCCACGGCGCCGACGAAACAACGCCGCAACUCCGAGUCGGACACCGACAGCGAGAUCCAGCACAAUAACUUCACAACGAUCGAGCUGAAUCCAUCGGACAUAACGAUUCACCACACGCCAGUACCAGAAAGUCACAACGACGAAGAAGACGACGUGUACCGCAAAGCAGCCAGUCUUGGUGACUUGUCGAAAUACGAAAACAAAACGACUUCGACUUUGGAACGCGCGCAGAGUCUCGACAUGACAGAUUCAGGCUCGAAGAAACGUAAAACUUCAACGCAGCCACCCGAAGAUAUAAGCGAGUCGACCGAAGACUUGACCAAGAUCGGCGGUGACAAAAACAACAAAUUGAAAAAAUCCAGCAAGUGGGGUACUUUGGAGGAUGCGAUAUGGCCGAGUGACGAAAGAAGCCGAAAGAAAAGCGCGACGACUCUGGAGAGGUCGCAAUCCGAUGUCGAAGCCAAGCACGAGAAUGGAGAAACGAGCGAGAAAUCAGCUAAGCCGUCGGACGACGACGCGGCGCCGGAAGCAAGUCUAGAGUUGUACAAUCUGCCGUUGAGCAAGAGAUUGACGCAGGAGUUCAUCGAGGCCGAGAGGCUAUUUGACAUUGGCGAAGACAAUGCGUUGGCGAGGCUCGUAAACGAUGGUCGAGUGCUCAAGUCGCCAACGCCCGAAGAAGUCGAGCAGCAGUUCAUUAAGAAGCAUCCGUUGCCCGGAGACUUGCUGGCGGAAGAACAUCUGCCCACGAAGAAAGUGGCAUCCAAGCUGGACGAGAAGCCGGAGGAUAAAGCGUCGUUCGAAAAGGCGGUACGCUACUUCGCGGAGCACGCGGAGAACGGUGACUUCUUGCCGAACGCCGAGACGAUCGUCAGCAUUCCCGAGCCACCAGAGCAAUUGUAUGCCGGCAAGCGAGAGGUCGUCGAGGAGCCGUUGUCCAAAGUGACCCUAAGAUUCGGCUGUCCGGGAUGCGACGACGGACACGAUAGGCACACGUGCACGAAGAGACGCGAUCUCGCGCAAUUCGAGACUCACUACGCCAAACCGAUCUCGCUCGACGAUGAGAUUGUCACAGUGAACAGCGCCAAACCCAGCUACGUCACCGAGAUUAAGGUAUCGUCGGCUUCCAAUCUCGACGACACUCAAAGCGCCGAUGAGGAAAUUGUCGCGAUCCUCGAUUCCAAAUCAAAGCAACAAGCGAAUGGAAAACUACCGAAGAAACCACCGGUGCCACCAAGACGCACCGAUGCCCCGAGAUUCGUCAAGACCGAAGAUGAAGAUCGACAGGUGGUUUAUGUGUCGGAGUAUAGAAUGAGAGAGAGAGAGCCCGAGAAAAGGUACGAGAGUUCAUGGGCACAUCUUCAAGACGAGCAGGAGAUCAAUCCCUGGGCUAAUGGGUCGCAACCAGUCACGAGUAUUAUGCUCGGCGAUGAGAAAUCAGGUCACAAGUGAAGAAAUCGUUGCGGAGAGGAGCUCUGGCUUUCGAAUGUAUGAUUUUUGAAAAUGCCGGAUCUCCGACUUUGUUAUUAACUGUUUUGUAAGUGAGAAAUCAAAGAGAAUAAGAUUCUACUGCUUUAUGUACACGAUAGAAUGUUCGCUAAAGAACUCGAAUGUUUGUUUUUAGAAAUCUUAGGCACUGUUACGUAUUUUAUAUUAAAAUUUCUGUUUCUCUGACUAUACAAUUCUUACUAAUGAUUCAAAGAAAAUUCAUGUAACUGAUUAAGAUUUUUCGAAUUUGCGUAGAGUAUAUAUACUAUUUGUCAUUACGAUUAAGUUGAAUGAAAAUUCCAUUUAUAUGAGUGAUGUCGUGUGCGGAUUCUGUCGAGUUAUUCAUUGUUGAAUGUGCCAUAAAAGGACGCGCUGAGAAAGUGAAUUUCUGAUGCAAAGAGGAAGCGAAAGCUUGAAUCAUUGUGUACAGUGUGUAUGUAUCUCGUUGUAUAUAAAGGCCAGUGUGUUUUCAUGAAUGUAUCAAAGAGGUUCACAAUAUCAAUUAACUUUUUUAACAGUUAAGCGAGUUUUUCAAAUCUAAAUGUCAUUGUUAUCAAAUGAUUUUGUUGGAAUAUUUUUCUUUUAUUUCUUUUUAUAGUUUCAUUAGAUUUUUAAGCGUACAAUAUUUUAUAAAUUGUUCUGAGCUACUUAACUAUCAAAGCAUCACACGAUUAAUCAGAGAAAACAUGCAAUAAUUAGGAAUUGAAAUACUUUAGUAGUGUUUAAGUCUAUUUGACUGAUCUGUCAAUUGUUAUAACAAUAGUAUAUAACAUAGUCAAUGGAUGGACAAGACAAUAAUGGCUUUGCUUGAGUUUCAUAACGCAGGGACCAACGCAUCAUUAUACUACUUUACAAUUUAGUACUCUCACAGAAUAAGUUAUUUUCUAAACUUAAUAGAUCUACUCAUUGUUGGUGUAUAUUUUUCCAUGAUAACAUUUUUUUUGAAGGUUGGUGCCACCUAAAGUAUAUUUUUAUAUCUAAUGUACUUUUUUACAGAAAAGUCACAAGUCUGGUGCUCCUUAAGAUCAUUGAUUAAUUAAUUUGUGUGUGGUUGUUAAUGAAGCUAUUUCAACAUAUGUAUAUAUAAAAAAUAUAUACGUGAUCAUUACACUCAUUAGAAAGUCAUUUAUGUAACAAGUAAAUAAAAACUUAUUGUUUAUACUACAAAGUCUAUAAUUUAUUUGAUCUUUUAUAGGAGAAUAAAGAAAAUUAUCCUUGUAAAUUAAUUUUGAUUGUGUCGCUACUUUAUUCAAUAUUUAAUUUCUAAACUAAAUAUUAUUAUUUACAAAUUUGUCAAUCUCAUAUAAUUAUGCCAUUAGAAUUCACAAAUUUCAUUUACAGUUAGAAAUACCCAAAAGGAUAAAUUAUUUCGUUUGAGUCCAUAACAAUUAAUCUGUACAAGAGCUUGACAGAAAUAAUAGUAGUCGUACAGAUAAAACUGAAUAUAAUAUUUUAUCUAUGCAGCUAGUUACACAAGUAAAAUUUAUCCAACAUUCUGAAACUACAUUAUAUUCAAUUCACAAUCACCAGUUCCACUAUCCGUUGACUUUUGAAUAAUUAAAAUUAUAUUACUCCACACGAGAAUCCUCUCAACUAUAAGACAUACACAUC